GACAUGUUUUAGCUGAGUUUGAUUUCUGCGCUCUGUUACAACUUGCGAAAGAAAUUGGAUUUGUCACUUGCAUUUAAAACGACGACGAUAGCUGUGCGACCUUAAAAUACGAAGGUGCUACGUAAAAGAAUAAACUGAUAUCUUGAAUUGUAACAGCAGUUUCUUCGUGUUCGAUAUUCCAAAAAUGUUUCUAUGUUCAUGAAGGGCAUUCACUAAAGGAAAAUCAUGAUGGCAGGAGCCUGUUUGAUGUAAAUUUUGUAAUGUGUUUUCGUAUUAAUGAGUAUGAGAAGCGGCAAUGAUUGAGUUGACUGUUUUGGAGUAGCAAAGACAGUGAGGACUCCAAAUCAGAACUUAACCAGAACUCGGUAAACAAAGUGUCAGUUGUAGUUCCAGCGGUGCAACAUGAUGUUGGUGUGCUAUAUUGUUGGGGGCAUCUUGGUGUGCUUGGUGGCUAUCCAUCUCUUCCUCGAAAUUCACUACUUCAUGCGAAUGUGCCUUGCCGUCAUCAUCGCCAAGUUCUUCAAGACAAAGAUCAAGAUCCUGGACGAUACAUACGUCUAUGGUGUGUGCAUCACUACAGACCUGGACACGCUCAUCUACCACAUGAACAACGCUCGAUACCUCCGAGAACUCGAUUUUGCUAGAGUAGAUUUCUACGAGCGAACUGGUCUGUACAAGACAAUCAGGCAGAAAGGCGGUGCUGUGGUCCAGGGCGCAUGUACCAUUCGAUACCGUCGCUUCAUUCGGCCGUUUUCUGUUUUCAAAAUUACGUCAAAGAUUAUCUACUGGGAUAGCAAGGCGCUGUAUAUGGAGCACAGGUUUAUCACCCCAAAGGAUGACUUUGUAAGGGCGAUCGUCAUUUGCCAGCAACGCGUAAUAUCCUGUAACGCAGAAGAGAUCAUGAAAGAGUUUCUAGGCCUGGAAGGAGGUGCUCAGAAGCCAGAAAUACCUCUGGAAGUCGCAAAAUGGAUUGAGUGCAACGAGAUCUCCAGUGCAAAUCUUCGGAAUGGUUGCUGACGAAAGGAGAAGGCCCUGCCCAUGGAUCCCAAAUCUGUGGUCUAUGCAGAGGGCCAAACUGAUUUCGUCGCUGUCACCAAGUUACCCGUGGACUUAUAAAAUGUUAAUGUUACUUUCAUUGCCAUUUCAACGUUAUGCUAUUUUAAAAGGAAUUUUAUAUUUAAUUUUCUGUUUGCAACAUUUGAUAGGAGAGCCAGAACACAGGUCAUUUGAAAUAUUCCUUUGCGGAAGGAAAAUUAUGCUUUCUUUGUCUGUGUUUCAGCCACGUUUAAAAAAUUUCGUCAUUAUUCCAUUUCUAUGUAUUACUUCCAUGUUCUCUGAUGUUUAGACCUAAGUUUAUACCAGAUUCUUAGUUCUUUGUGUCUUUUAUAUAUUUUUAUGCAGUUAUUUGUUACUGGUGAUUAACUUUUUAAUGGUAGAAGGAAAAAAAACAUUUUGAUACCACAUGGAUUAUGGAUUACGCACUGGACCAAAGACGCAAAACUAAACUGUGGUCAGUAACAAACGAAUUCGGUUCAACAAACUAGUAUUAUUGCCUUUCUAUCAUCUUUAAUAAGGUUAACGCGUAAUAGACAGUACUAAAACAAAAGUUAUCCACCAUUUUGUAAGAAAAACAGUUACUGCCAAAAUUAAAGAUGUAGUUUGAGCUGAACGAGUAAUAAAAAUUAUAAAUGAAAGAAUUUCUUAAAGAAAAUUAUCAACUAUUAUGUGAACCUGUUUGUGGUAGUAAAUUUAGUAGCGUCUGUAAUAAAAUGACAAAGUUUCAAUAACAUUUAUUUAAUUGUAAUUUGUCAGCCCGCAAGGCGACAAAGAAUAGUAAAUUUGUCCCUGCGUCUUAAAAGGCCAAGAACAUCUGACGUAGGAGAAGUUUCCCUUUUUUUUUUUGAGAAAUGUGUUUAUAAAUAAGAAGUAUUCGCAAUGACUGACCAGCGUGUUAUCAAUUUAUAUAUUAAUUAAAAUUUGUCACAUAAAACAUUGUUAAAACGUAAAUAAUUGUUAUUGAAGUCACAUUAUUCCAAAGACUUUGGACUACAUGUUAUUAGUAUUGUUAUAAUUUAAGGUCGUGGAAAGUUAAACCUGUAAUGAGCGUUACUUGUUACAUCAUAAGAUAGAAUUGUACGGAGUAUCAGCGGACUGAAGAAUGGAUUUUACCUGAUAACGUUUUCAUUAUGGAAUAAUCGUACACAUAAUAUUGUUGCUAAACACAUGAGGGAUGACAAGACGUAUGCUCGCAUUAUUUUAAGUGGUAUUAUUCUAAAAAAGGAACUUCAGGGUUAAUUUUUGCUAAAUUUUGUCCAUUGUUAACAAUAUACAAUUUCUCUUAUAGCAACAAUGUUGAAAUAUUGGAUCUGAGUAUUUUUCUGCUUGUAAACAGCAUUAGCAGUUCUCUAUGAGCCCAAAGUUUAUUUUGUUACAACAGGACAGAAAAACCGAGUCAGUUUUUCCAAACUUUCGGGUGAAUUAACUGCAAAUAUUAAGACAGAGAUCAGGAGCUCUGAUAACGCAAAAAUAGAACCCAUUAUUGUCAGCAAUUUUUAACAUGUAAACUGCGAAUAGCUUUUAAUGUAAUUUAUAGGAGAAACAUUGCAGGCUUGUUUUUGAGAAAAGUAACUGAAAAUUUGACUUUCUGCUGGUGAUGUCGUUAGACGUGAAAGGCCAUAAGAGACCACUCUGGUGCUGGAUAGUCUAGUUUUAUUGUCAAUAAUAAAGAUGUUAGAAUGUAUCUAUGAAUUUUUGUUAUGUUAAAUGUAUCGCUACUUAUGAUGAGAGUAUUGGAGAUAUAUUUUUUUUUAUUUAUUUUGACACUGUAAUUACUGCAGGUUCACUGGUGCUGAUUUGGGCUUUUAAGACGGUUGUCUGUGAAAUGUGAUAUACAGUGAAUACAAUAAGUGAUAUGUUAAUAUCUUGGAUAUAAAUAUCGUAGGAUUAUAACAUUAAUUACAUGUGAAUUGUAUUUAUUGUAGUAGAGGGCCGUGAGUCGUUU
Molecule: messenger RNA, 3001 nt
Organism: Zootermopsis nevadensis
Lineage: Eukaryota; Metazoa; Arthropoda; Insecta; Blattodea; Termopsidae
Product: protein THEM6
Source: RefSeq, a predicted model, not a curated record